AUGUACUCCCCCAAAGUCGGCGACAGGCUAUCCAGCCUCGACACGCCCUCAAUGAUCGCCGACCUCGACCUCGUCCAAGCCAACAUCCAAAAACUCAUGUCCAAACUCCUCCCCACGGGCCUGAACAUCCGCCCGCACCUCAAAACAACCAAGAGCGCCAUCCUCGCCAACAGGCUCGUCGCCGCCGGCGCAAAGGGCGGCUGCGUCGCCAAAGUCAGCGAGGCCGAAGCCAUCGCCGCCACGGGCUUCGACGACCUACUCAUUACAUGUGAGAUUAUUGGCGCCCCCAAGGUCCAGCGCCUUGUGGAAUUGUUCCGCUCGCACCGUCAGAUCCGCAUCGUCGUCGAUAGCAACGUCGGUGCCUCGGCGAUUAAUGAUGCGUUGGCUAGUUCCGGGAUCGACGAGCCGAUUUCGGUGCUGAUCGAUCUCGAUGUCGGACUUCAUCGCACGGGCGUUAAGCCCGGGGAGCCGGCGCUCGCUCUGGCGCGCCAUAUUGCCAAACAGCCGCAUCUGAAUCUCAUUGGUGUGCAGGGGUACGAGGGCCAUUUGCAGCAUCUGCAUGACCGUGAAGAUCGCAAGGCGCAGUGCCUGCAUUCAAUGAGUAUCCUGACCGGCACUGCGGACGCGCUGCGCAGCGCCGGCUACAAUAUCGACGUCGUUACAACCGGCGGAACGGGCACGGCCGAGUUCUGUGCCACUGUCCCCGGCGUGACGGAGCUGCAGCCUGGCUCAUUUAUCUUCAUGGAUACCGAUUAUCGCAAUGCCGUGGGCACGUUCUAUUCCAGUAGCCUAACGAUUCUGUCGACGGUCGUGAGCAAACAGGGUCCCCGCGCCGUGACUAUUGACAGCGGGUUGAAGUCGUUGACUACUGAUAGUGGGUUGGCUGAGUGCAAGGACUCGAGGUAUACUUAUGGAGUUCUGGGUGAUGAGCAGGGCUCCUUGACUUGGGAGGAGGGCACGCCGGAUCUUGCGGUUGGGGAUCGCGUUGAGAUGAUCCCGAGCCAUAUUGAUCCCACGGUUAAUCUGCAUGAUUUCUAUUUUGCGUAUCGCAAUGGGGUGAUUGAGGAAAUUUGGCCGGUGGAUUCGAGGGGAAAGGUGCAAUGA
This is a messenger RNA of Penicillium alfredii, 1104 nucleotides long. RefSeq names its product DSD1 family PLP-dependent enzyme. Bases 1 to 1104 code for a protein of 367 amino acids. The transcript has a single exon. NCBI's taxonomy places the organism in Eukaryota, Fungi, Ascomycota, Eurotiomycetes, Eurotiales, Aspergillaceae. The record is from RefSeq and is a predicted model, not a curated record. Gene Ontology annotation, biological process: D-serine catabolic process. Gene Ontology annotation, molecular function: D-serine ammonia-lyase activity.